AUGGAACUCACUCUUUCCAAGCCAAUUCGUCUGAAAUGCGGCCUGAAGCUGCCAAAUCGACUGGUCAAAGCAGCCAUGGCCGAGUGCCUAGGCAAGGCUGAUGAGCACCAUUUGCCAGGCAGUGAAGAAUGCUUGGCUGUCUAUCGGAGAUGGUCUCAGGGCGGAUGGGGACUCAUCAUAACAGGCAACGUGCAAGUCGACCCAGAUCAUCUCGGCGAUCCCCAUGACUUUGCCAUCAACAGUGCCCUGCCCGAGGCCACCACACUCGCGGCUUUCACAGCCUGGUCCAAAGCGUGUUCGAAUGGCGGCACAUGUCAUGCCUUGGUCCAGCUGUGUCAUCCCGGGCGCCAAAUUGCCUUCGGCAAGGGAACUGUAGCACCCAGCGCAAUACCCAUGGACUUCGGCACCGGUCUCAUGCCGCGCCUGCUCAACUCCUUCGUGUUCGACACCCCGCGCGCUAUGACAGUCGCCGAGAUUCACACCACGAUCCGGAACUUCGCCAAUGCCGCACGUCUAAUAGCGGCUGCUGGAUUUGCAGGCGUCGAGCUGCAUGCGGCGCAUGGAUACCUGCUCGCCCAGUUCCUAUCACCACGAUCUAACGUCCGCACAGAUGCCUACGGCGGUAGUGCCCAUUCUCGCGCCCGUAUUGUCGUCGAAGUUAUCCGUGCCGUUCGCGAGGCGGUCCCGCCAGAUUUCUGCGUGGGGCUCAAGCUCAACUCCGUCGACGUUGGAAGUGCUGCCGGCAUGGUCGACUGUAUCGAGCAAAUCAGGGUCAUUGCGGAAGCUGGAAUCGACUUCCUCGAGAUCAGCGGCGGUAGUUUUGAGGACCCCACCUUCAACACGGGGCCUAGUGCGGACGCCAGAAAAGCUAGCAGCGUCGCGCGCGAGGCUUUCUUCAUAGAGUUUGCCGAAGCUGUUCGCGCCCAGUUCCCAUAUGUUCCACUCAUGGUUACGGGCGGAUUUCGCUCGCGCCACGGCAUGGAAGCGGCACUGGCCGACAACAGCUGUGACUUGAUCGGUGUUGCGAGGCCAGCCGUCAUGAACCCCCUGCUUCCACGCACCUUGAUACUCAACCCCGAAACGCGUCACCAAGACGCAUUCCAGCGCGUAAAGAGAAUUCCGCCAGGGAAGGCUACUCAAUACCUUGGCAUUAAGCUCCUUGGUGUGGCCCCGGAGCGGGAUUGGUACACCAAGCAAAUCAAACUAAUAGGCUCCGCUUUUCCCGCUGGAACUAAUGCAGGUAGCUUGGAUAAGGCAUAA
Molecule: messenger RNA, 1260 nt
Organism: Bipolaris victoriae FI3
Lineage: Eukaryota; Fungi; Ascomycota; Dothideomycetes; Pleosporales; Pleosporaceae
Exons: 4
Coding region: 1-1260 (419 amino acids)
Molecular function (GO): FMN binding; oxidoreductase activity
Source: RefSeq, a predicted model, not a curated record